Umbelopsis ramanniana AG is the source of this 783-nucleotide messenger RNA. RefSeq lists its product as uncharacterized. Gene Ontology annotation, molecular function: rRNA binding; mRNA binding; structural constituent of ribosome. The transcript is spliced from 5 exons. Gene Ontology annotation, cellular component: ribosome; cytosolic small ribosomal subunit. Gene Ontology annotation, biological process: translation; ribosomal small subunit assembly. NCBI's taxonomy places the organism in Eukaryota, Fungi, Mucoromycota, Umbelopsidomycetes, Umbelopsidales, Umbelopsidaceae. Bases 26 to 637 code for a protein of 203 amino acids. The record is from RefSeq and is a predicted model, not a curated record.
GAAAACCCUCUUUUGUUAAGCGAAAAUGGCUGCUCUCAAUUUGCCCGCUGACAUUGCCGCCAGCGCCGAUGGCUCUCGCAAGCUCUUCAACAAGUGGUCCUACGAGGAUGUCGAAGUCAAGGACAUCUCUCUCCAGGAUUACAUCCAAAUCCGUCAGCACAUCUUUGUCCCCCACACUGCUGGCCGUUUCGCCUCCAAGCGUUUCCGCAAGGCUCAGUGCCCCAUUGUUGAGCGUCUCACCAACUCUCUUAUGAUGCACGGUCGCAACAACGGAAAGAAGCUUAUGGCUGCUCGCAUUGUCCAGCACGCUUUUGAGAUCAUCAACCUUCUCACCGACCAGAACCCCGUUCAAGUUCUUGUCGAUGCUAUCAUCAACACCGGACCCCGUGAAGAUUCCACCCGUAUCGGUUCCGCUGGUACUGUCCGUCGCCAGGCUGUUGAUGUUUCUCCUCUUCGACGUGUCAACCAGGCUAUCUCCUUGUUGACCACUGGUACUCGCGAGUCUGCUUUCCGCAAUGUCAAGACCAUUGCUGAGUGCCUUGCUGAUGAGCUUAUCAACGCCGCCAAGGGUUCCUCCAACUCUUAUGCCAUCAAGAAGAAGGACGAGCUUGAGCGUGUUGCCAAGUCCAACCGUUAAAGAAACCGUUUUCGCGAGCAUGUAUCAUCAGGCAAGGCGGUAUUUGUAUCUAUCACAAAUACUCUCUUGCAUGUCGACUUGUGCUCACUUGUCAAUUUUUCCAAUUGUCUUGGAUUAAAAAUAAAAAUCUAAAUCCUCUAUACAAA